AUCUUCCGGCAGCGGAAGCAGAAGCAGACGGUUUUUGAGACAGGAAGCGAGUGUACGGCAAAUAUGGCGUCGGCAUUGCUGGCGCUGAGUACCCGGGCAGCUGCUACAGCCCUGCUGAAGCCCCCUCAGGCUGCAGCUCUUGCCGUCAGAUAUGCAUCCAAGAAGACAGGCGGUAGCUCCAAAAACCUCGGUGGAAAGUCACCAGGCAAACGCUUUGGCCUCAGGAAAAUGGAGGGCCACUAUGUUCACGCCGGCAACAUCCUGGGGACUCAGCGCCACUUUCGCUGGCACCCGGGUGCCCAUGUGGGCCUCGGGAAGAAGAAAUAUCUGUACGCCCUGGAGGAGGGGGUCAUCCGCUUCACCAAAGAGGUCUACGUGCCCCACCCCAACAACUCGGAGGCUGUGGAUCUGGUCACCAGGCUGCCCAAGGGUGCUGUGCUCUAUAAGACUUUUGUUCACGUGGUUCCUGCCAAGCCUGAGGGCACCUUCAAACUGGUGGCCAUGCUCUGAGCUCCCCCUCAAGACUGUUGGACACAGCUGGAGCCCAGGUGACAGGAGCAGGUGGUACCAGAAGUCAAGAGCUGGGGUGACGACAAGCCUCCUGAGGAAGAAGUCUGUGACGUGACUGGCUGGGAAGCCCUUUGGAGACCUGACCUGAGGCCAGAAAUAAAGUUAGCUGGAGCCAUGA
This is a messenger RNA of Phyllostomus discolor (pale spear-nosed bat), 688 nucleotides long. RefSeq names its product mitochondrial ribosomal protein L27 (gene MRPL27). The record is from RefSeq and is a predicted model, not a curated record. The coding region runs from base 64 to 510 and encodes 148 amino acids. Gene Ontology annotation, biological process: translation. Gene Ontology annotation, cellular component: ribosome; mitochondrial large ribosomal subunit. Gene Ontology annotation, molecular function: structural constituent of ribosome. NCBI's taxonomy places the organism in Eukaryota, Metazoa, Chordata, Mammalia, Chiroptera, Phyllostomidae. The transcript is spliced from 4 exons.